UCCUCCUCCCCUUCGCUAGCAGCUGCGCUUCGCCCGGGACUGGACCGAGUUAGAGUUGAGACGCCGGAGGAGUAGCGCAGAGUGCGUGCGUCCCUCGCGGGGGGGUCCGUGCCUGCGAGCGGCGGGGAGCCGGGCUCCAGCCCAGUUUGGUGCAGCCUUGGCAGAGACCAACAAGGAGAGGGAGCUCCAUUAACACACUGCUUUUGCAGAGGGCAGCAGAGUUGAUCAAGAAAGAGCAGGUUACCUUCAGGAACGAAAAAAAAAAAAAGGUCUUGGAGCAACGUAUUAAGGUAAAACAGAUUGCAGUGGAUUUCUGGAUGGCAGAUCUGGAAUGGACUUGAGUCCUCUGGGAGGAUAUAGAACUGUCUGAACACACCUCUGGUGUAUUAGUAGGAUACAAACCAUGGCAGCAGGUCUUGCAAAUGUAGGAAAUACAUUUGGAGGUCCGCCAGGUUCUUUAGUUUUCUAGACUAGUAAGUUCCAGAACUCAUCUAUAGAAGAUGAUGAUGAUGUAGUUUUUGUUGAACCUAUACAACCUCCCACCAAUUCUGCCAUCACUGAUAGCAGAUCAAAGGAAGCUGCAUUUACAUCAUCAAAAAAUGAAGAACUUCAGGGAAAUGAUUGCAAAAUGCUUCCUUCUCCAAAAGACUUAAACUCUCAGAAGAGGAGUAUAAGUGAAACUAUUAUUAUUGAUGAUGAAGACGACAUUGAAACUAAUCAAGGACAAGAGAAGAAUGCUUAGUUUAAUGAACGAAGACUUCCAGAGUGUAAAAAUAGAAUCAACGAUAUGGAAUUCUCAUCUUCCGGUUUUUCGAGAAGUAAGGUAAAUUCAGGAAUAGGUAAUAGUGGUAUAACCACAGAACCAGACUCUGAAAUUCAGAUUGCUAAUGUUACUACAUUAGAAACAGGUCCUAUGAGCUCUGUGAGUGAUGGUCAUUUAGAAAAUGCUGAAGGGCGUGACAUGAACUUAAUAAUUACACAUGUUACAUCACUGCAGAAUGCCAACAUGGGAGAUGUAUCUAACGGACUGCAGUCAAAUUUCCAGCCUGUCACCCUGUUAUUAAGUAAUGUGCAACUGCAAAAGCCUUUAAAAGGGACAGACUGCAUAUCAGCGGAAAGAUCAGCUCACCUUUUUUGUUCUACUAGCUGCCUCUAUCAUUCACACAAACCACUCCAAAGAACUUUUGUGUUAUGUGCGAGAAAAGAUAUAACAACAAUGAAAGGUACCAUUGUUGCUCAAGUUGAUUCAAGUGAGUCAUUCCAGGAGUUUUGCAGUACGUCGUGUUUAUCCUUCUAUGAAGAGAAGCAGAAUCCCUCAAAAGGAGCUUUGAAUAAAUCAAGAUGCACUAUCUGUGGUAAACUAACUGAGAUUCGUCAUGAAGUUAGCUUUAAAAAUAUGACUCAUAAACUGUGCAGUGACCAUUGCUUCAAUAGAUACAGGAUGGCAAAUGGUUUAAUAAUGAAUUGCUGUGAGCAUUGCGGGGAGUAUUUGCCCAGUAAAGGAGCUGGAAACAAUAUUCUUACUAUUGAUGGUCAGCAGAAAAGAUUCUGCUGUCAGAACUGCAUUGGUGAAUACAAGCAGAAACAUGGCAAAUUAACAUCUUGUACUGGCUGCAGAGCUCAGUGCAAGUUUUUUGACAUGACUCAGUGCAUAGGAUCUCAUGGAUUUAUGGAGUCGUACUGCUCAACUGCAUGCAUGAACACACACACAUCAAAAUAUGCAAAAUCACAAAGUAUGGGAAUUAUUUGCCAGUUUUGUAAACGAAACUCUUUACCUCAAUAUCCAGCCACAAUGCCUGAUGGAAAAGUGUACAACUUUUGCAGUUCCAGUUGUGUAGCUAAAUUUCAGACUCUCGGUGUGCAGUCUUCAACAAAUGGUCAGUUUGUCUCUCCCAGUGAUAUUCAGUUGAAAUGUAAUUAUUGCAAAAGUUCUUUUUGUUCAAAGCCAGAAGUACUGGAGUGGGAGAACAAAGUGUAUCAGUUCUGCAGCAGAGCAUGUUCUGAUGAUUAUAAGAAACUGCACUGCAUAGUUACAUACUGUGAAUACUGUCAAGAGGAGAAAACGCUGCAUGAGACGGUGAAUUUCUCUGGCAUCAAAAGACCAUUCUGUAGUGAAGGCUGCAAGCUGCUAUAUAAACAAGACUUUGCAAGACGGUUAGGACUGAGAUGUGUUACUUGUAAUUACUGCUCACAGCUGUGCAAAAAGGGAGCCACUAAGGAACUUGAUGGUGUAGUGAGAGAUUUCUGCAGUGAAGAGUGCUGUAAAAAAUUUCAGGACUGGUACUACAAGGCUGCACGAUGUGACUGUUGUAAGUCUCAAGGAACUCUCAAAGAGAAAGUACAGUGGCGUGGGGAAAUGAAACACUUCUGUGAUCAGCACUGCUUGCUCCGUUUCUACUGUCAACAAAAUGAACCAAAUUUGGCAACCCAAAAAGGACCUGAGAACUUACAGUAUGAUCAGGGCUGUCAAGGUCUUCGAACAAAAAUAACUGGCUCAGCACCCCCACCUUCUCCAACACCUAACAGAGAAAUGAAGAACAAGGCAGUUCUUUGCAAGCCUUUAACAAUGACAAAAGCCACGUACUGUAAACCUCAUAUGCAGACAAAAUCUUGUCAGACAGAAGAUGAUUGGAAAAAAGAGUAUGUCCCAGUGCCUAUUCCUGUACCUGUCUAUGUUCCAGUGCCUAUGAACAUGUAUAGUCAAAACGUUCCUGUUCCUACAGCAGUUCCUGUUCCUGUGCCAGUUCCAGUUUUCUUGCCCACUAGUCUGGAUAGCAGUGAGAAAAUCCUUGCAGCAAUAGAAGAAGUGAGAGGAAAAGUGCCCUCAAAUCCUCUGGAAACUGAGCUACUGAACUUGUCAGAGGUGGUAUCUGAACAUGAUGGAAAACCUGAAGCUUCUGAUGUGACCAGUGUGGUGAUUGUGGAAUCAGAUCAGCUAAAUUCAGAAACAGCGAUACAGACAAGCUUGCCUGAUGUUCCAUAUGAACCAGAUCUUGACAUUGAAAUAGACUUUCCAAGAGCAACUGAGGAGCUUGAUACCGAAAAUGAGUUUUUGUUACCUCCUGUUUUUGGGGAAGAAUAUGAGGAACAGCCAAGGCCUCGGUCCAAGAAAAAGGGGGUGAAGAGGAAAGCGGUGUCAGGAUACCAGUCUCAUGAUGAUAGCUCCGAAAACUCAGAGUGUAGCUUCCCAUUCAAAUAUGCCUAUGGUGUAAAUGCAUGGAAGCACUGGGUAAAGUCUCGACAUUUAGAGGAAGAGCUUCCAGAAUUAGAGGAACUCAAAUCAACAAAGUCUGUGAAAUUAAAGGAAGAUCUAUUAUCACAUACUUCAGCUGAGUUAAACUAUGGGUUGACACAUUUUGUCAAUGAAAUUCGAAGACCAAAUGGAGAGAACUAUGCACCUGACAGCAUCUAUUAUCUGUGUCUUGGGAUUCAGGAGUAUUUAUAUGGAUGCAAUCGAAAAGACAACAUAUUUAUUGAUCCAGUCUAUCAGACAUUUGAACAGGAGUUAAAUAAAAUCCUUAGAAGUUGGCAACCAAGCAUACUUCCAGAUGGAUCAAUAUUCUCUCGAGUUGAAGAAGAUUAUCUGUGGAGGAUUAAACAGCUUGGAUCGCAUUCACCAGUUGCUCUUCUGAACACUCUGUUCUACUUUAACACUAAAUAUUUUGGCCUGAAGACAGUGGAGCAACACUUAAGACUUUCUUUUGGGACUGUUUUUAGACAGUGGAAAAAAAAUCCUCUAACAAUGGAAAGCAAAGCUUGUCUUCGAUAUCAAGUGUCUUCCCUGUGCAGAGCUGACAGUGAAGAUAAGAUUACUACUGGGAAAAGGAAACAUGAAGAUGAUGAACCAGUAUUUGAACAAAUUGAAAACACAUCUGAUCCAGCUAGAUGUCCUGUGAAAAUGUUUGAGUGCUAUCUGUCUAAAAGCCCCCAGAAUCUGAAUCAGAGGACGGACAUGUUCUAUCUCCAGCCAGAGUGCUCUGUCUCCACGGAGAGUCCCAUCUGGUACACUGCUACUUCACUGGACCGCAACACGUUAGAAAAUAUGCUCGUACGGGUUCUUUUAGUAAAAGAUAUUUAUGAUAAAGACAAUUAUGAACUGGAUGAAGACAUAGAUUGAAACAAACUUCUAAAAACUGUCAAGAAAGCAAACAGCAUUAGAUAUAGUCAUGCUGCUAGAUCUUUACUAUGGAAAACAUUUCAAGUUUACCCUUUGUUUUAUGAGUUUUGUAGCAGUGUGUACCCUCACCUGGGUAUUACCAUGUAAAUAGUCUGUGAGUGAAAGUUUCCAUUAUUCUGAGUAGUGGUUUUAGGAUACAUAACAAACACAUUUCAGAUUCUUUUUUUUAAUUAUUAUUUAUUUGAUUAGGUAUGUUUGUAACUUUUUACAUUGCAAAAUAUGAAUGAGAAUGUGCCAUGUGUAAUUUUUUUUCCCCUUGUAGUAAGAGACAUCCAAAUUGCACAACUCUGCUGUUGGAAGCUCCCUUGAAAGGAGGCUCUUUUAAUGGGUUCUUAAACCAGAUGGUUCUGUAUGGGUAGCACUACUAAAGUUUAGAACUUGCUGUGUCUUUCAGAAUUUUUAAAUAAAUUGUAAACUACUAGGUUUUUUACUUUUUAGUUACUGAAGCCUUAUAAGGUUAUGUAGAGAGAUUCCAUCUUCUGUACCAAAAAUAGACAAAAGAGAAUGCUGUCAAUAUUGGUGUACUGUAAUGUGAAUCUAUUCUGGUGAAACCAUUUUUUUUGUUGCCCUUAUUAAAACCUUAGUGUCCUUUCCUUA
Calypte anna (Anna's hummingbird) is the source of this 4774-nucleotide messenger RNA. It is a transcript of the gene ZMYM2, whose product is annotated as zinc finger MYM-type containing 2. Lineage: Eukaryota; Metazoa; Chordata; Aves; Apodiformes; Trochilidae. Gene Ontology annotation, molecular function: zinc ion binding. The record is from RefSeq and is a predicted model, not a curated record.